This is a messenger RNA of Nerophis lumbriciformis (worm pipefish), 3391 nucleotides long. RefSeq names its product nuclear factor I/C (gene nfic). Gene Ontology annotation, biological process: regulation of transcription by RNA polymerase II. Lineage: Eukaryota; Metazoa; Chordata; Actinopteri; Syngnathiformes; Syngnathidae. Gene Ontology annotation, molecular function: RNA polymerase II cis-regulatory region sequence-specific DNA binding; DNA-binding transcription factor activity, RNA polymerase II-specific. Gene Ontology annotation, cellular component: nucleus. The record is from RefSeq and is a predicted model, not a curated record.
UCAUGUCAAGUCAUGUCAAUUCAAAAGGCUCAAGUCCAAGUGAAGUCACAAGUCAUUGAUGUUAAAGUCUAAGUCGAGUUGCAAGUCUUUUUACAUUUUGUCAAGUCGAGUCUAAAGUCAUCAAAUUCAUGACUCGAGUCCAAGUCAUGUGACUCGAGUCCACACCUCUGCCAGUAGUGCUUGUUACUGUAUGACUGGCUAUUUUGCAAAGUGCGGGGGUGGAAGUUUUGGAAGCAAAAAAGAAAUGAAAGUGAAAGAAAUGCUAUUGAGACGUCGUGUGGAGGUUUAGUAAGAGUGCAGCACGUGAAUCUGCAGCUUUAAGUGACUUCUCUGGGAUGGGCUCCCUCCACGUCAUCCCUCUUCUCGCUUUUUUAUUUUUUUGAAAUUCCAACUCGCCUCUUUCCUGCGUGGACGUGACACGCUCCUCGGCGCCAUUAGCAACUUUUCCCUCUCCUCUUUUCCCGCCAUCCCGACCGUUCCCGCCGCGUCCCCUCUAAUAUGGCGCGGAGACGCGGAGUCAUCUGAGGACUCGGGGCGGAAGAGGGAGGCGAUGACGCGCUAAUACUGCUCCCGUCCAACAUGAUGUGGUCUCCUCUUGCUCUGUGUCAGGAUGAGUUCCAUCCGUUCAUCGAGGCUCUGCUGCCGCAAGUCCGCGCCUUCGCCUACACGUGGUUCAACCUGCAGGCCAGGAAGAGGAAGUACUUCAAGAAGCACGAGAAGAGGAUGACCAAAGAAGAAGAGAGAGCCGUCAAAGAAGAACUACUCGGGGAGAAGGCAGAGGUGAAACAAAAGUGGGCCAGUCGUCUCCUGGCCAAGCUGAGGAAGGACAUCAGACCUGAAUGCAGAGAAGACUUCGUCCUGUCCAUCACCGGCAAGAAAGCGGCGUGCUGCGUCCUGUCCAACCCGGACCAAAAAGGCAAAAUGAGACGCAUCGACUGCCUCCGGCAAGCGGACAAGGUGUGGAGGCUGGACUUGGUGAUGGUGAUCCUGUUUAAAGGGAUCCCUCUGGAAAGCACGGACGGAGAGCGUCUGGUGAAGGGCGGCCAUUGCUCCAACCCCAUCCUCUGCGUGCAGCCCAGACACAUCUCGGUCUCCGUCAAGGAGCUGGACCUCUACUUGGCCUACUACGUGCACGAGAGAGAGGCGGACCACAACAGCAGUCCUGGUCCUAGGGGCGUGUCUUCUGACCAGGAGGACAGUCGCACCGCCACCAUGGACGGUCCAGAGUUCCAGGACGCCUUCGUGACCUCGGGAGUGUUCAGCGUCACAGAGCUGGUGCAAGUGUCCAGAACUCCUGUGGUCUCCGGAGUGGGACCAAGUUUCUCCAUGGGGGAGCUGCAAGGCCACCUGGCCUACGACCUCAACCAGUCUGGCCCCCAACCCGUCAACGUGCGCCGCACUUUGGCCAGCACCUCGUCCAGCGGGAGUAAGCGCCAUAAGUCUGGCUCCAUGGAGGACGAGGUGGCCAGUCCAGGAGGUGAAUAUUACCACUCACCCUCGUCUCCUGCCAGCAGCUCCAGAAACUGGACAGACGACAUGGAAGGAGGUGUGUCUCCUCCGCUGAAGAAGGCCGAGCUGGACAGUCCUUCAGCCCAGGAGGAUUCUCCCAGACUGGGCUCCUUCACGCAGCACCAUCGGCCCGUCAUCGCCGUGCACAGUGGUCUGUCGCGUCCUCACCCCUCGCCGUCGCUCCAUUUCCCGUCCUCGUCCUACUUCCCCCACGGAGCCAUCAGGUACCCUCCUCACCUGGGCCAGGACCCUCUCAAGGACCUGGUGUCGCUGGCCUGCGACCCCGCCAAUCAAAGCUCCGCCUCGGUGAGUGCCGAGGUCCGCACUCGUUUCUUCCCAGGGAAACUCCCACAACUCUUCUUGGUGUGUGUCUUGGACCCCUUGCAGCUGAACGGCAGCAACCAGAUGAAAGUGUCCAGCCACUACAUCUCCUCCCACAUGUUGGCGCCCUCCUUGGGCCCGCCCCCUUCGCCCCUGCCCAGGACCACCAUGUGUGCAGACUCCAAGACCCCCAGCACCUCCUCCGAAGGCGGCCCAAACUCCCCCACGUCGCCCACGUACUCGGCCCCCGGCACGCCACCCUCCAGCCGUUCCUCCUUUGUCGGGGUCACGCCUCGAGACCCCAGUGGACUCUACCAAGCCCAGUCUUGGUAUCUGGGCAACUGACUUGUGCACAGUGACACACUACAUAAGACGCACCAGCAGCGAGCCACAUUGACUCUAAACGGCUCUCAACAUGGAUCCUGUGCUCGGUGGGCGUGAGAGGCGGAGCUUCCCCAGGAUGGACGUCAAGCCUUUAACCCCGCCCCCCCGCAGGUGCUGCUUAUUAUAUAUGCAAAUAAGCCUUGCUUCACCCUGUAAUGACUCCUAAUGAGGGAAGAGCUCUUCAUUAAAAGUUUCUUUGCACUUUUUUUUUUUUUUUUUUGGAAGAAAGCGAGGAGAGGAAAGUGUUAUGCUUCCUCCUGAGAGAGAGAGAGCGAGAGAGAGAGAGAGAGAGAGGGGAAGUUUUUGCUUUGGAAUGACAAUCAUCACCCGGCUGGAAGCCUCAAGUUGCUCUGGAAGACUUUUGUUUUGUAACGCAAAAGACACCGGGCCACGCCCACUUCUUCAACACAGCGCAUGAAGUGCAGGCCACGCCCACUUCUUCAACGCCAUGCAUGAAAGCAUUUAAAGCGUCUCUCAGGAGACGUGGAUGUUCCCUUUGUGACCCUCCCCGCCAAGUCUGACUUGGAAGGCGGAGCCACGAGAUGGAAAAAGGCGGAGCUAAGACUUUUUUUUUUUAAUUUUUUUCUAACUUCAGCAAGGACGGCUGUGUUGUUAAGACUUGUAUUUUGCACGAUAUGUCCUACGCCACAGUAUGUGCCUUGCCUUCAGCUCAACAAGAGGAGGAGUGCAUUGUGGGAACGUAAAGAAGCUUUUCAUGGUACCGCUUCUAGGGAAAAAAAAGAAAAAAAAAAAGCUGCAUGUGCGAUUGCUUGAUGCUAACUAGCCUAGCAGGUACUCACUUUAAGUUGGCAGCGUCUUACUAUUUUUUUUAAAAAGAUGCGUGCGUUUUUAAACAAUUGAAUCAUCGCCGACCCCCCCAAUCCAGAUUCAAUCCAAAUAUAAAGAGUACAAAAUCAGUCAGAAGUCCGUCCUGAACACUGCCCCCUGUGGUAUCCAGCGGUACUGCAAGGCUUGGCGCGAAGAUAAGUGAGCUGAAGUUAAAGCUGCAAUAACAUUUAUGCUGAUUGUCCUCUAGAGCACUGGUCCCCAACCACCGGUCCGCGGCCGCACAGAGACAUGAAAUCAAUUAUAAUCGCCCGCAUUUUCUCCUACUUAACAUUUGACACACCAAUAAGCUUGUUCAUAGAUGUACAGGUAAAAGCCAGUAAAUUAGAAU